This is a messenger RNA of Fusarium pseudograminearum CS3096, 1113 nucleotides long. RefSeq lists its product as uncharacterized. The transcript has a single exon. Bases 1 to 1113 code for a protein of 370 amino acids. NCBI's taxonomy places the organism in Eukaryota, Fungi, Ascomycota, Sordariomycetes, Hypocreales, Nectriaceae. The record is from RefSeq and is a predicted model, not a curated record.
AUGCCUCGAAAGCUAGUUACAGUCCGUCAUGUCUCAGCUAUAACACCCAUUCCCGGUGCCGACCGCAUCGAAGCAGCCACCGUUGACGGUUGGACAUGUGUUGUAUCCACCAACGCCUUCAAGCCAGGCGAUCGAGGUGUCUACUUUGAGAUUGACUCUCUCCUCCCGGCCUCGGAUCCGCGAUUCGUCUUCCUAGCUCCGAAGGUCGUCUCUCCCAAUGGCCUCACCCACACACCGGGCAUCCGCGUGCGUACUGUAAAGAUCCGAGGCGUAUUGUCACAAGGUCUCCUCAUGCCGUUGAAUGACUUUCCCGAGAUUGUCUCUCGGCUAGAUACUAUUGGGUCAGAUGGAAUAAAAGACAUAGGGUUCGAGGAUACUCUCAACGUACGGAAGUAUGAGGGACCAGCUACGCCACUCUCUCAAGAUUCAGCACUCAGCACGCCACUUCCAGACUUCCCAUCAUUUAUUCCACGAACAGAGCAAGAGCGUGUACAGAAUCUCCCCGAUGUCUUCUCUACUCACGGCUCAGAGAUCUUUCAGGAAUCGACCAAGAUGGACGGCUCAUCCAUGACGGUAUUCUAUCUCAACAGAUCCAGCCCUUUAUUUCCAACACUUCCAGACGAGAUAAGAGACGUUGGUGUAGGGGUAUGUUCAAGAAACCGAGUUCAGAUAGAGAACCAUCCACGAAGCCAACCUCUAUUCUACACCACUGCGCGAGCGUUGGGACUACACGAAAUGUUGGCCAAGAUUGGUCGCAAUGUAGCUGUCCAGGGCGAACUAUGCGGAUCGAGCGUACAGAAUAAUUUUGAAGGAUUUGCGAAAGGAACACAUUCGUUUUUCCUCUUUGCAGUAUACGACAUUGAUGAUCAGCGGUAUCUACCGCCAAGGGAGGUAUAUGAGAAGUGGGCGCCACUACUAGGUGUUGAGCAUGUGCCUGUUCAUGGAUACAGGACCUUGGAUCAAGUUGGAUCUGCAAUAACCGAUCUGGUAGCACGUGCAGAAGGUAAAGGGGUCAAUGGGCGGAAGAGGGAGGGCAUUGUAUUCAAGCGAGAUGACGGGCUAUUCAGCUUCAAAGCGAUAUCAAACUCAUAUCUGCUCAAGCAUGGAGAAUAA